AUGAACGAUCUUCCAAGGGACUUGGUAGAGGAGGAGAUACUCUCUAGAGUUCCGUUUACAUCUCUCAAAGCAAUACGAUCAACUUGCAAAUAUUGGAACGGUUUAUCGAAAAAACAGAUUAUCGGAAAAAAAGCAGCAAGGAAGAAUCAGUUGAUGGGGUUCCUGACGAUGGACUAUAGCGUUUUUUCAAUGAAAUUUGAUCUCCAAGGAAUCCACGACGACGACGACGACGACUACAAUUCUGUUAGUCCAUCUGUGAAGCAAGUAAGUGUAUUCGAUCAGAUAAAGGUAACUGAAAUCCUUCACUGCGACGGCUUAUUGUUGUGCGUCCUCGAGGACAGGCUCUUGGUAUGGAAUCCUUAUUUGGGUCAAACCAGGUGGAUCCAACCCAGAGAAAAUUUCUACGUCUCCGACAGGUAUGCUAUCGGUUAUGACAACAACCGUAACCACAAAAUCUUGAGAGUUUUCGGUGAGCAGGAAACGGUUGUUGGUUACGAAAUCUAUGAUCUUAGCUCUAGUUCAUGGAGUGUUUUUGAUGUCACUCCCGACUGGGAGUGUAAGAUACCCUUUUAUCAAGGCAGCGUUUCUUUGAAGGGACAUGCUUAUUUUUUGGGUGAAAGCAGAUUUGCCUGGGAUAUCUUAGUCUCUUUUGAUUUUACAACAGAGAGAUUUGGACCGCCUCUGCUUCUGCCUUCUUGUGAUUAUUUCCCUAUGUCUCUAUCUUGUGUUAGAGAAGAGCAGCUCGCUGUGUUAUAUCUUGACGAUCUUCACUGGGAGAUUUGGAUUACGAACAAGAUUGAUCCCUAUGAGGUGUCGUGGAGCAAAUUACACUGCCUUAAUCAUUUUUCAAUUGACCUAUAUAGUGGGAGUUUUCUCAUUGACGAGGAGGAGAAUGUUGCUGUGGUUUUUGAUCUAGAUCACCUAUAUAAAGGGGCACACCAACAAGCUCACAUCCUUGUAAAGGAUGACUACUACAAAUCUGUGAAUCUCAGAGAAACUCGGUAUUUUAAUAAACCUUGUGGCGAACGUGUAGCUGUUUCACCUGUCUGCUCUUCUUAUGUUCCAAGCUUAGUGCAACUCCAAAUCAACCAGCCGGGCAAAGAGAAAGAAACUCAUCUAUAG
Molecule: messenger RNA, 1122 nt
Organism: Camelina sativa (false flax)
Lineage: Eukaryota; Viridiplantae; Streptophyta; Magnoliopsida; Brassicales; Brassicaceae
Source: RefSeq, a predicted model, not a curated record